CUUUAGUGGAAAUCUUAUUCAAGCUCAAGUUGCUGCCGUGGCUCUGUUCUACGAACAGGUGAUACCACAGAUCCUUUAUAGGAAAAAAUGGUCAUUCAAUUAUGAAUGGAUAGUCCACAUCAAAUAGAUAAGUGCAAGUGCAAGCUGAAUGAUCGAUGUUGCAAAAAUAUUCCAUGGUUCGGUGCAGGAUCCUUUAAUUAUUUGCUAUCAGUGAAUAGACAUUGUACAAGAUGUCUAAUAGUUUGGACAGCUUUUUAACCCGUAUCGGAGAUGUUACUAUAGAACGUGUUAACCCUCGUGGCAGUCCCAGAGCAUCCGAUCAAGCUGGAGUUUCAACCGAAACUCCUCCGACUACGAAUGCCAAUGACAUCGAGCAACAACUUGUUAACGAUGACAGCUCGGACGAUUCGAGUGGGGAAACGUCCGAGGGGGAGCAAGAAAAGAAAGUUGAAUCCUUGCCAGCUGAUGAGAUAGAAGAAAUUCGUUCCGAGUGUUCAGGGGAUGACAUGGAUUUAGAUGAAACUAUAGACACCCAAAUAGGAGUAAGGAUGGAGUCCGAACAAGAACAAACAAAUUCUCCAACGCAGGACGACGACAUUGAAGCGGUUAACAUUUUGGAUACACUGCCAUUAGAAGGGGCGCCGAUAGAAGGCCAAGAGGUAACCGAGGCUGACCUUCUCGGUAAGCCGAUUUCCAAGGAAAUGGACGACGCGGAUCGCGAGGACAACGACAACAAGUCGGAGAGUCAAUCCGGAGAUGAGAAAGAGGGAGAGGGUAACAAGAGGCGCGCGGAUUCCGAGAACUCGGAGUCCGCGAAGAAGAAGCAGAAGAAAGACGACAGUAACGAGGGCUCCGCUUCCGAAUGCGAGACGAAGGCCGAGAAGAAGCUGGCCAACAUGAGGAGGAACAUUCGCGAGGUCAUGGACGAGGCUCAGUUGGAUGAGGCCACCCUGGCCGCCCAGCGCCAGGAAAUGGAGCGUCUCCGGAGGGUCCAAGAACAGCAAAGGAUCAUCCGGGAGGUCCAGAGGCAGAUUGCCAUCAAUCGACAGAACAAUAAAACCCAGACUCGCGUGAUUAGCCUUCUACAGGGAAAGCAGAACCAGGCGGGUACGACCAUCUCGCCGUCUUCCUCCUCGUCGUCCCAGGUGCGGUUGCCUAGCACGGUGCUCCUGAAGGUAAACUCUAGCUCCGGGUCCGGUUCGCAAACCGGGUCGGGUAUGCAAUCCAGCCAGCUCCAAAGGCGACAGAUGGACGGAGUUCGCUGGCAAAAGGGAAGAGGUGGCUACCAGGGGGUCCAGACGUCGAUCUCGCGAGUUCAGCAACGCGGCGCGGGGGCGAACAUGCUGCAACAGAGGAUUCGCAUGAUGACCCCGUCCGUCAGUAUUUCACCGGUAGUACCCAAGAAAGAACCGAUCGACAGGUCCGAGUAUUACUCGGAUUCCGACUUGUCCGACGUGGAGGCCGACGAGGCCUUGCGAGAGAAACAGCUGCACACCAUGCGCAAGGUGUCGGGUAUGCCGAAACCUCAGAAACCGGCCAAAGGGAAGGACGUGGUCACCAUAUCCAGCUCCAGCGAGAGCUCCGAUGACGAUUGCAUAGUCUUGAGCGACCCCAGCGGCGGGGAAGAGACCGACAACGAUGACGACCCCUCGAACUCCGGGAUGCACACCAACGAUCGGUACAAUGUUCCUGACGAGCACGGGCGGGUGCUGAUUAACGUGGGACACCCCGAAACCGAGCCCGAUGUCUACUUGGCUCCUCAGGUCGCGCGCAUCAUCAAGCCCCAUCAGAUCGGCGGCAUUCGUUUCCUCUAUGACAAUAUCGUGGAGAGCAUCGAGAGAUUCAAGACCAGCUCUGGCUUCGGAUGCAUCCUCGCUCACAGCAUGGGCCUAGGUAAGACUCUGCAGGUCGUCAGCUUUUGUGACAUUUUUUUUCGGUGCACACCCGCCAAGACGGUCCUCUGCAUCAUGCCCAUCAACACCCUGCAAAACUGGCUGGCCGAGUUUAACAUGUGGCUGCCGUUCGAGGACACUAACGCCGAAAAACCGGAGAAGCUGUUCAACAUCAAGACCGAGCCCGGGUUGGAUACCAAACAGGAGAUCAAGGAGGAGACGGGAAGCCAAAGCGACAUGUCGAACAUGUCCAGACCAAUUAGUACGGAGUCCGCUCAUCGUUUAGGCCAGGAUAACAUGCUUCAGCCGUCCAGCAUGAUGGACCAUCCGUUCUCUCAUCACGGUUAUGAUGGGCACGGUAUGGUGCCCAAUUAUGGUGUCCAGGACAACAUGAUGAAUAAAACAGGCAUGGACCAGGGCUCCCACUUGAGUCAGUCCUAUCACGGCGAUAUCUCUCAAAAUUCCAUGUAUGGUCCCACGGGAAAUACCAUGACCAGCUUCGACCCCAUGAAGCCGGAAGUUGAUUGUCACGGCUUGCCAACCGGACCGAACAUCCCUGGCUCUAACUUCAGGGUGGAGAACCACGCAUCGGGGCAAUCGGCCUAUUCGGGACUGCAGAAUAGAUCACAAGGUCCGAUGUAUCCUGAUGUAGAUAACAGGACACCGGGAUCGAUGUACACAGGAGUGCAACCGGGAAUGGAUAAUCCCGCGGGACCGUUGUAUCCUGGCUUUGGGAACGCUCCUUCAGCGCCAACUUCGCAGCCGUUCUCUAGUUUUAAUCCGAACUCCGAGUCUCAGUCCCAGUCACAGCUCCAAUCGCAGCAACAGUCUCAGUCUCAGCCUCCCUUUCAGGGCCAGCUUCAACCCCAGCUUCAGCCUCAAUCUCAAAUUCAACCUCGACCGCCAAGUCAACCGCAGCCUCAGAGCCAACCUCAACCUCAAGGACAACCUCAGGCCCAGAGUCAACCUCAGUCUCAAGAGCAGAAACCGGAGCUCGGUCAUGUUCCCGACAUCAACAUUAAGAAGGAACCCGAGGACUCGGUCAAGAAGGAGGAAUGCAAUCCUUCCAAAGAUGCUGCUGCGGAGGAGAAGAAGGACGUGGACAGGAUAAAGACCCCCUUCAGCGUGGACGCUCCGAUAGGGAUGGAGAUUCGGCCUCGCCAUUUUCGGCUGCACAUUCUGAACGACUCGCACAAGACCAUGGCUGCCAGGGCCAGGGUUAUCCAGGACUGGCAGAACAGGGGAGGAGUUCUGCUGAUUGGGUACGAACUGUACCGACAGUUGUCCCUGAAGAAGCCCAACAAGGCGAAGAGGAAGCGCGGCCAGCCCUUCAAGGACACCGUCGACGUGGAGGAAGAGGACAAGAACAAGGGACUUUUGGACGAGAUGCACACCGCCCUCGUCAGUCCCGGGCCAGAUCUGGUGAUCUGCGAUGAGGGUCAUCGCAUCAAGAACUCCCAUGCUAGCAUCAGUCUCGCCCUGAAGCAGAUGCGCACCAAACGUAGGAUCGUACUAACUGGGUAUCCGCUGCAGAAUAAUUUGCUGGAGUACUGGUGCAUGGUGGACUUUGUCAGGCCGAAUUAUCUGGGUACCAAGAGCGAGUUUUGUAACAUGUUCGAGAGGCCCAUCCAAAAUGGACAGUGCAUCGACUCGACUCCGCAGGAUAUCAGGUUGAUGAGGUACAGAGCUCACGUGCUACAUGCCUUAUUGGAAGGAUUCGUCCAGCGCAGGUCGCACUCCGUGCUGCAGGUGUCCCUGCCUAGGAAGGAGGAGUAUAUCCUCCUCGUCAGGAUGACUGCGCAUCAGCGCAAGCUGUACGACACGUUCAUGAACCAGGUGGUGAAGACGCGAGCGGUGCCGAACCCUCUGAAGGCGUUCGCGGUCUGCUGUAAAAUAUGGAACCAUCCCGAUAUUCUGUACCAUUUCCUGCGGAAACGCCAGGCCAACGAGGAGGACGACCUGGACCUUGAAGAGACCAUCGGCGAGAAGCCGGCGCCUGGCGCGAAACGUACCAAAGCUCGACAACCAAAAGGGGAGACCAAGAAGGGCAAAAAGGCGAACGCUACUGUAAAGAAUAAGCCAGCUGCCAGUGUCCAGCCGAACUCCUCGUCGUCGUCCAGUAAUGACAAUCCGGAUGGCGAGAAUGCCCACGGUAAUUCGAAAUCGGGCAAUUACUCGAACUAUCCCAUGCAAAUGCCGAACUCGGCCUAUCCGAACCCGGUCUCGCAAGGGCCGUACUCCCACAGUUAUCAGAACUAUCGGCCGAACGACCAGAAUAGUUACUACCGCAGCGACAGUUCCCAUGGAGAGUACGGGGAUUUUUAUAACAAUCAAGGCCAACAAUCGAGAUAUGGAAAUCAAUCUUUCCAGCCGUACUCUCAGACUCCUGGGUACAAUUCCACGCAGGGAUAUCCUAACCAGCCGCAGGGGUAUCUUCCCAGUGGGGACCAGUCCGGAAGCCAUCCGCAGAGGUACACAUCCGGUUCCGGUGGUGCCGACUUUAGGCCGGACCAGGCCGAGGGGAACACUUACGAAACUCCUGGAAUAUAUCCGCGACAGUCGUAUCCGUAUCAGGAGCAAAGCCGAACCUAUCCACCGAACCUAAACCAGGGUCCGAAUUAUCCCCAGUCUCAAGCGUUUCAGAACCAGAUGGCGAAUCCGACCGGCAACAUGGCGAUGUCGGAUUACUCUCCCUAUCCUGCUGCGAAUCAGUCUCAGACGUACGGAUCGACUUCCAGCCAAGCUGGACAGAUCUAUCCUCGACCGGAUGGCCAGCCGAUGCAGACCUCUAAUUUGGGGUACUCCUCGAGCCAGCAGAGUCAGUCAUCCUCUGCUCAGACCUCCUCAUCGGGGUACCUGCCCUCCCAGCAGGCGGGAAAUCCGCCACCUGCGAGACAAAACCGCGGUUUCUCGCCGAAUCGUCAGAGCCAGAACACUCCUCUUCCCAGUCCUGGUCACAUAUAUCCGACCUCUCAGCAGGGUUCAAACGUGCCCUUGCAGAAUCCACCUCAUGGAUAUUCUGCGAAUCAGGUGGGCCAAGGCUCCUCGUCGCAGACCUCGACUCUGGGAUACGGAGCCAACCAGUCGACUGGGAACCCCAUGUCUCAGUCUCAGACUCACGGAUACAUAUCUAAUCCCCGGAGCCAGACUCCAGCUGCGCAAAGUCAGAUGCGAGGGUACUCCGGCAGCUCAGGGAGCCAAAGUAGCACCGCUCAGAGCCAGUCUUCAGGGUACGCGUCGUCUCAGCAAGGCUCCAACGCCAGUUCUCAGGGCCAGUCCCAUGGAUACUCGCCCGAUCAGCCGGCUUCUACAACCUCGACGCAGAAUCCCAUUCAUGGAUAUCCUCAAGGCCACCUGGUACCCCCAACGACGCCCCAGAGUCAGACAUCCUCGUACCCCAGCACUCCUCAACCGCAGACCCCUGCUCUGCCAGGUCAGCCCCAUGGCUAUCCCAGCGGCCAGUCCUCGCAGUCUUCGUCGCAGAGUGCUUCUCACAGAUAUUCCAGUUCUCAGCAGGGACAGAACUCCAUAACCCAGAACUCGCCCCUGAAUUAUCCCUCUUCCCAGCAGGGGCAGUCUGCGCCGAUUAACCAGCCGGACCAGAUAUAUCCGAGGUCGGAUUCCCAAUCGACCCAGAACUAUACCCCUUCUAGUACACCUCAUGAAUAUCCUCCUGAUAGGCAGACCAGCGGUUCUACGACCAAUCCGACCAACUACUCGACCACUCCGACACCUGCUGGAAACUCUGGACUGCCGAAUUACCAAUCGGAGGCGAAUCAUCAGACCCCGUUCAAGGGACCCGAUGAUCCUUACUGGCAGAGGAACUAUCCGCAGUCCUUCAGGCAGGAUCAGUGUAACGAGUCGUACUACAGGGAUCCCAGCACUGGUCGAUAUCAGAACAACUACUUCCCCUCGCAGAAUUACUCUAAUCAGUCUUACGAGUACUCAGGUAAUCGUGGGUCAGAUAUCAAUGCCAGGCCGGAUGAGUCCAAGACCCCGCAAUCUGGGUCUGGUACUCAUGCGCAAGGCCAGGGUAAUUACGAGAAGAAUAACAAGGAUACCGGCACUAGUAUCGGGGUGCAGAGUCAAGCAGUCGGGCAGAACAAUAUCCCUGCAGGUACAGGGUACAAUGGUACCGAGUCAGGGUCUCAGACCAACAUGUCCGGGUCUCAGGCCCAGAUGGGGUCCAUGAACAGAUCCGGACAGGGGGUCGGGAACUAUCAGACAGGAAAUUCGAGGUCCAAUCAGGUGGAGGCGGUCAAGGAGGAGGACAGGGAAAAGGAGGAAUUGCUGGAUAAGGAGAAGGAGGAUAAAUCAGACGACGAGAUCCUUACCAAGGAUGACGAAAAGGACCCGAAGAGCUCCCCUGGGAGCAAGGAGGAUCCGGGUAUACCGUAUGACUGGGCGACGGAGCUGAUGAAGGGCUACGUACCAGGACUGAUCGACGCGUCCGCGAAGAUGACCCUUUUCUUCUGCAUCCUGGAAGAAGCGAUUCGCCUGGGUGACCGAGUCCUCGCGUUCUCGCAAUCUCUGUUCACCCUGAACCUCAUCGAGGACUUCCUCGCCAGGAACAACCUGAAGUACCCGGACGGCCAGACGGACGCCUGGGUGAAGAACAUAAAUUAUUACAGGCUCGACGGCAGUACCAGCGCGUUAGAAAGAGAGAAGCUGAUCAACGAGUUCAACAACAAUCCCAAGAUCCACUUGUUCCUGGUCUCGACCAGAGCUGGGUCUCUGGGCAUCAACCUGGUGGGCGCGAACCGGGCGAUCGUCUUCGACGCUUCUUGGAACCCUUGCCACGACACCCAGGCAGUUUGCAGGGUCUAUCGGUACGGCCAGCAAAAACCGUGCUUUGUCUACAGACUGGUGACAGACAAUUGUCUCGAGAGGAAGAUCUACGACAGACAGAUCAGCAAACAAGGCAUGGCUGACAGGGUCGUGGAUCAAUGCAAUCCGGACGCGCAUCUUUCCCUUAAGGAGGCCACCACGUUGUCCUGGGACUGGGAGGAGGAUAGCCAAGUGCAGGAUUUUUCCCAGUCUAAGGAUAGCUAUACCGACGAAGUGAUGCAUCGCGUUCUGGAGAGGCACUCCUCUCUCCUCACCAAACAGCCCUUCCAUCACGAGAGUCUUCUCGUCGAUCGCAAGGACAAGAAGCUGAGCCAGGCCGAGAAACGUCUCGCUCGUCGCGGGUAUGAACUCGAGAAGAUGGCUGCUACUUGCUCCAGGCCUAGUUACAGCUACGUACCUGGAAAUACGGCGACUAGAGCAGGUGGACUGCAAAUAAGAGCAAUAAGAGGAGCAGACGGUGGAGCCAAUCCGAAACCCGUAGCUUCGGUUAGGCCCAUGCAACAACGAGGUGCCGAAGGUUUAGGUCCGAGAGGAGUGGCUGGAAGUAGAUGGAUUCCCGCAGAGGUUUGGCAGAGGCAGGGCAUGAGUGCCCAGGAGAUGACUCUGCCUUUGGAUGUGGUGAUUCCCACCAACUCGCCGGAUAAAGGCAGCAUCGUGCUCAAGGCUGGUCAACGAGUGAUGGUCCUGAAGAGUCCGAAAGGGAUCUACAUGCAGCUCGAGUCCGGCAAGAUCAUAGCUAUCCGUACUGCACUUAAAUUGAAUCAACAGAAGCGUGAUGAGGAACCAAAGAAAGGAUUAUCAUCCUUAGGCCAGAGGAACUCCAAGCCCGAGGUCAGCUUCCCCCUGAGGAACAACUCCGCGAUCUCCAUUAUACCGAAAUCAUCCUCGAGUACCCAAAAUCGUCCCCUUGGUAGACCCGGAAGCGGUCCCGGGUACAGACCUUUCGCGGACAAGGAGGCAUCUCGGAGGCCAAAGCCAGUAGCCACGGCCACCGCAAAGCCGUACAUGAGUCAAGUCAGUCUGACCAACCAGGUGUCCCUGUCUCGGCUGCCCAAGGUGAAGCAAGAGCCCGUUGACAACUCCUCCCUCGGAGAGAACUCGAACUCGUCGGAUGGCCAGGUGCGCCCAGAGCAGAGAGUCGAAGAGGUCCGACUAGAGGACGUGGUGGCCGAGGUCAGCUCGAACUCGGAGUACAGCCCAUCGACGAUAAAUCGACCAACCACUGGGGAAGCGGACCCAGGGUUGCAGAAGUCCUCCGAAGAGAGACCCCAGGGGUACACCUCCGACAGCGUGACCAACCCUCCCAGCGAGCCAUCUCAGCCCGAGUCGGAGACGUUCUCCAAGCCGGAUAAGGAGUGUUCUCCGGCGGAACCAAAGGAGCCGAGGAAGACCGACUCGCUCACCAGCUUCGAGCAGAACUUUUCGAGCCGAAAAGACAAGGAUGACACCCCGGGAAUGAGUCCGGCCGACGACAUCAUCAUCGAGGAGCCUCAACAGCCGGCUCCGCCGCCACCUCCGCCCGCCCCCGUGCAGAGGGAACCGGAGCCGACGCCGAAGACCGCCCCGGAACCUCCCGUGGCGUCCACCACAGCGUCCGUGUCCACUGGAACCACCACGACGACCACGACUCCUCUGAAGACCUCGGAGUCCAGUAUUCGCGAGGCUCCGGCCGUUCCCCAGGAGCCUCAUGGGGUUCCUCAGGGCUACCCUUAUGCUCAGUAUCCAAGGUAUUAUGACUACACCGACCCGAGGGCAAGGUCACUGGCUAACCCCUACGGGACGUACUUCCCGAGCGUUCCUCCCCACUCGGCUGGACCCAGACUCCCCGUGGACGGAGGGAAGACUCAGUCCGACCCCGUUAAACCCACCGAGGAGGGGACCCUGACGACUGCUUCGAGCAUUUACUCCCACGCUGCCGGCCCCGGCAUCAGCAAGGUACCCCUGGAACCUGCGGAAACCAAGAACACGGAUAUUACGAUCACAUCGGUCCCUGCUAGGGACGAGCCCCACGUCCCGACUGCGUUCAGCCAUCCGACCAACGCUCGGUACCCUGGACCGUAUCCUCCGGCACCCUAUGACCCGUACUCGCAGCACUAUCCACCUGCUCCUGGAUCUUCUGCGGCUUACCCACCUGCCGGUGCACCGGGGUAUCCGGCUUACGGAGGACCCACCUACAACACGGAGUACGCGCGAAUGUACUCGGCGUUCCAUGGACCUCCUCCAGCAGCUGACCCGUACAUGCACAGAGGAUACGCACCUCCGUCGUCGCAUCCGCCUAACUACUAUCCGCCGUUUCCGCAUCCACCGCCACCGUACCCGAAUUACUCGUUUCUGCCACCAUAUCCGAACCCCAACAUGCCAGGGGAACCUCAGCCCCCGACCCAGUAGGACGAACCUCCACCCGUGAGGGUUGUCGGUGGAAAAACUCGUCGAUCGUUGAAAUCCCUGCAGAGCCUCGCACCAGGUUCCGGGAGCUCCGUGAACAGGAGCCCGGAAACAACCCGAGGUCCCCGAGGGGUUCCUCGAGACCCUCGGUCGUUGCUCGCCGGCGAAGAGCAGUGACUUAGGGAGGUCGUUGCCCGGUUUCACCGAGUACACCCUACGUUACAUCAGCAAUACAGCUCGCGGUAGGAAGAACCGUCCGAUCCGUGAAGCUCGGUUUCUGGACGGGAACUCUGUUUUGGACCUCUUCCUAAUCGCCGCGAGUCCUCGGAACCGAGGUUCGUCCCCGGCGAUGUCUUCUCGUUCUCGGUACUUUUAAGAUAGUAGGCGGCGACCGGCGGUGUGACCCGUGUCUAGCUCUGGCUCACCCUGGAGAACGAGGUGUGAUAAAAGGGUCGCGUUAGGACGCGGCGAACGUUGCGUUCUCUCCGGUUUGUGAUAUGUAUGUAUACCCCUCGCGAACCAACGCGGACUCGUGGUUCUAGGUGUCUCUCGGCGGGGCUUCGCGGGAAGUGUAGAUUUUUCUAAAGGGCUCCUCUUAGGCGCUGAGCUUUUUACAUUGCUUCGAUUCGUUUAGAAGUUGCCAUUGCCUCCGAGGCGCGAUCGCCCGCCCCUCAGGGCGAGCAAUCCUUGCCGAGACGGGGGAGGACACCGUUUAAGAGGGUGAGAUGUUGCGUCGGUGGCGUAAUCGGGAAUCUCGCUGGUUUACGGCUUGCACCUGGACGCGACGUAGCUCGAAGCUCUUCUCGGCAUCGAGGGGCCCAUCCGAGAUCGGUCGAUCCAUAUUUAUAGCCUAUCGCCAGGAUUACGUCGGUUCUCCGCGUAUCCCGUACCGUUCGCCGCUGGGAAAUGGACAAAGAAAAGAAAGAAAGAAACAAAAAGGAUUAAGAUUUGUUUUUGGUUAAUUAAACGCGCCCGUACCGGAGGUAACGGCCGCGUCGGCAUUUUGCGCCUCUUCGCUAAGCGGAGCGUCGCAGAGACAGUACAGAGUAGCAAUCUACGUCGUGCAAUUAGUACCGAGACUAAUCAUGAUCCCCUACCCCGAAGCGCGCGAUCGGCGUUGGGCACGUUUUUACUUCUAAGCUUCGCCGGGGUCGCGGGUCCCCCCAUUGGCUUCGAUUUAUCCCCAGGCGGGCGUCGAAUCAUUGUCGGGCGCGUCCAACAGACUUUAGCCGUUUCUCUUCCCCACAUCUCCUUAUCGCAAUCCCUCGUUUCUCGUUCCGCCGUUAACUUCGUCUCGCCGUAGAUUAAUUCGAGCCCACUCGAGCAUCGCAUCUUCCACCGAGACCGUCUCCCCGUAGGGCGGAAGAGGCCGCGAGGGUGGGGAAAAAAGAAACAGGAAAUAAGGGACUUCCUCGCCUCGAGUCGAGCCAUGCCAUAGGGAACAUGUCGGGUCGGCCAUGUCGGCCCCCCUCCGCCCCGAGGAUUUUUUAUAUAAUGCAUUAUACGUACAGUAUUCACGCGAAAACAUUUAGCGACCGGUACCGGCAGUCUACACAGCAUCCUUAGCAAGUUGUAUAUGGACUACGUAUUACUUCUAAACGUUAACGGUUUUUAACGAUAAUUAGGUAAUAUUACGGUAGCAUGUAGGCUCGUUGUUAACUAGGGAUGUCCUUUGAUCAGUAGCCACCUUGGGACGUAGAUAUUGAGGAGGGAUACCCACGCGGGGCAGGGGAGCCGCGACUCGCCCGGGAUGGGCCGCGGGCUCGGUACUGUGAUACUUCGUCAUAGUCUUGCGCCCGCGAUUUUCGAUUUUGAUAUACUCUUUGUAAGGGAAGGGAGACGGAAAGGGAGACCACGAGGGCGUGCUUGAGGCGAGGGCCCCUUCGUUCCGUCCCUUCCCGCCGCCCUCGAACGUUCUCGCGGACCGACCGACCGACGGACACGUUAAGGGCACGCGACCCCCCUCGACGCUACGACGACGACCGCUUAUUUUUCGGAAUUUCGGCGCAAGGUUUUUCUUCGUAAAUUUUCUAUACGGCCCGCGGACCCGUCCCGCGGGAUCUCGACGCGCUCCCACGGAGUAUCGUAGUCGAAUUAUAAUUCUAGAGCGGUAAGCAUCGGCGCGCGCUAGGUAUAUAUAUAUAUACACAUAUAUAUAUAUUCUCAUCUAUAUAUACACAGUUUACUUCGUCCCUUAGGACGGAUGCGCCGCUUCUUCGCUUGCAGCGAGACAUCGGGGUAAAGGGCGGAAGGGAGGGCGAGGAGGGACCGAGAGGGAACAAAAAGAGGGUAUUUUGUCACUUUGAGUCGUGUAUUCGUUGUGUCGGCGCGUUUUAUAGGUUCUAAGUGUACAGAGACGAUUAAAAGUGACGUACGCGGCGUUAAACGAAGCUGGACAAUGCCUUCCGUUGCGAGCAAGCGGCGCAUCCCGUAUAUAUAUAUGGAUAUAUAUAUAUGGAUACAGUGGUGUCGCAAAGGGCGCUUAACCGUAUGAUAAGAUUAAAAUUGGAAAUGAUUAUUACAUUUUCUCUCUGUUAUGGUCUCUCCCCCCCCCCCGUCCUGCCUGGAGUCCCGCUUCCCCUCGCUACCGCCCCCUCACCUCCUCCUUCCCCCCCGUUUACAUAUUUGUAAAUACCCAUUAUUUACAUUUCAUACUUUAUUUAUUAUUAUACAUCGUCGCGAUUAUCGAUUGCUUUCUCGACGUCGGACUAGAUUGCUCUUGUGUAAAAUAAAAGUGAAAUUGUUUACAUCGAUCGAUUGAUUAUAUCGUUUUGAUCAUAUUGUUAGUUAUACACGGAGAGUCCAAAAGGGUAUAUAUAUAUAUAAAUAUAUAUAUUUUUUUGUUUUGUAAGAGGUUGAUGACGCGAACCUCCCCUUCGCUAGAACGACGAGUCUCGUCUUUGUAUUGAGAGGAGAGAAGGGGAAUGGAGAGGACACUGUGCAUGUAAAUGCUUUAGCGUUUAAGGAAUUAUCACGUCAAUGUCAGAUACCGUAUGACUGUAAUUAUUUAAACGGAGGAAAAAGGAAAAAGAAGGCAACUCGCGAGAUGGGGUCUCGUCCGAAUCGCUGAAUCCGAAUCUCCCAGUGUUUUACACAAGGUGGAAGAACCCUUUCGGAUUAUUUCGAAUCUUCUCUAUCUCUCUCUCUCUCUGUGCACACUAUGUGAACUAUACAUAUACAUAUUAUAUAUAGCACACAAGCUGGGUUUAUUGAAAAGUUAUAAUUAGCGAAUUCAUAGUUAAAGUAUUCUAGCGCAAUGACGAUUUUUCGUAUGUUUUACUUCUUUGAUUGUAAUUUUUCUAUAAACCGUGCUACGGUGUACGAGAAAUAAAGUGAUU
Orussus abietinus is the source of this 12463-nucleotide messenger RNA. RefSeq lists its product as uncharacterized. The transcript has 7 exons. Bases 231 to 9128 code for a protein of 2965 amino acids. The record is from RefSeq and is a predicted model, not a curated record. Lineage: Eukaryota; Metazoa; Arthropoda; Insecta; Hymenoptera; Orussidae. Gene Ontology annotation, cellular component: nucleus. Gene Ontology annotation, molecular function: ATP binding; ATP-dependent chromatin remodeler activity; ATP hydrolysis activity.